Messenger RNA from Brugia malayi, 1029 nucleotides. RefSeq lists its product as uncharacterized. Gene Ontology annotation, molecular function: RNA binding. The transcript is spliced from 8 exons. NCBI's taxonomy places the organism in Eukaryota, Metazoa, Nematoda, Chromadorea, Rhabditida, Onchocercidae. The record is from RefSeq and is a predicted model, not a curated record. The coding region runs from base 1 to 1029 and encodes 342 amino acids.
AUGAAUAAUUUUCAGCGUGCUAUAGAAAUUUGUGAAUUAACUGCCAAAUCAGAUUAUCAGUUUUUAUUUAAAGUAUCACCUUCCGAAGCUGCUCUUAUACAACUGAAUGCUAAGACUCUUCUACACCGAACGGAAGCACUGCAGUUGAAAACAGAUAGCAAUGGUCACGUGUGUAUUUUUGGAAAUGGAGCCUCAGUUUGUGGUGCUUACCAUAAAGUAGUUUCGAUUCUUCGCAAAGCAUCUUUUAAAAACAGCAAGUUUAAAUUAUACACAGCUUUGCAAGGCUCUAAUGAAGAACCUUGCGUUAUUUUGAUGAAUAUUCCGAGUGCAAUUGCUCAGUUUUUAUUUUCAAACAAUAAGCGAAGUGUAAAUGCUUUGGAACAUUUAUAUCGUUGCGUAAUUGAACCACAUUUUAAGGAUACUGAUGCAAUUGGUAACACUAAAAUUGAUAUAAUCACCAAAGACUUAGCCAAUGCAUUAGCUGCAAAGACAGCGCUAAUGGAACUAAUUGAAAGUUAUUUUGGGAAAAUUCAUAAAUGGCCAACUCCCGUAACAGUUUGCUGUGGCUCGCAUGUAUCACGAUCAGUUCCGGAAGUAUCUUGUCGCACAUUGGACGAAUGCGAAGCUAUGUUACGUGAUCAAGCAGACAAAAGCUUAACUUUCACUGUGCCUGCUUCUGAAGCUUCGCACCUAAUUGGCAUUCGAGGAGUAAAUAAGAAAAGAAUCGAGGAGCAUACAAACUGCUUCAUUUCGUUGCACACAGAGGCAAGACAUGGCGGUGUAUUUCCUGUAGAAAUAAUUGGCCAAAAUGUGAAGGAAUGCGAAGCUGCUCUGGUGUAUAUCCAGAAAUUUCUGAAAAAAGUACCUGGAAUAGAUAAAAACAUGAAUGACACUAGUCUGUCAGGCGCAGUGGAACCAUUUCAAUGUUUUAAUUCUGAAUUGCAGUUAUCGCAGCGUGGUGUGCUGUCUCCUACUUGUAUUUACACAGCACAAGAACAGAAAAUCCCAUGCAACGGCAACCUGCUCUAA